Daktulosphaira vitifoliae (grape phylloxera) is the source of this 964-nucleotide messenger RNA. RefSeq lists its product as uncharacterized. The transcript has 2 exons. The record is from RefSeq and is a predicted model, not a curated record. Lineage: Eukaryota; Metazoa; Arthropoda; Insecta; Hemiptera; Phylloxeridae. The coding region runs from base 3 to 848 and encodes 281 amino acids.
AAAUGACUAUGCGAUAUCCAUCUCAACCCGACUUUGCUGUACUAGGAACUUCUGUAUUCAACUUAAGUUUUGCAGAGAGAAAAUUUAUACACAUCGGUUGCACGUGGAUAAACGACCGAUACUCUCCCGUAAUGAUAAUAUUAUCUCCAAGUAUGUAUUUAUGGAUGGAUGUCGAUAAAUUUAUUAAUUUUUUACAAUUAAUCGAUGAAGUUAUUUCAUUUAUGGAUGAAUCGUGUAAAUCAAAAAUUUAUUUGAAUUGCGUUUUUAACAUUGUAAAAUCGAAAUGUUUCUCGAAAAGUUAUCCAACAAUAUCGGGUAAAGGUAGCGAAGAAGAAAAAAUGGGGCGUAUAUCAUUGACUGAAGAAAAUCUAUAUGCGUUGAAAGAAAUGAAGUCAUGUCUCCUGGAAGUAACCAAAGAGAAAUAUGAAACAUGUAACUUAUUGUACAUACAAAGUAAAGAAGUUUACGAAAAAGUAAAGGAUUUGGUUAUAAACAAGUUUUUAGUAUUACCCGAAAAUUUAAUGUAUUCCAUCGUGAAAAGUAUGGAUAUAUCGUUAUUGCCAAAGACAUCAACAGCACUGUACAAAGAAAUAGUUACCUUCGAUUAUAAAUGUAUCAUUAAACGUAUAUGGGAACAAUUCAUUGAGGAUUUCAAACAUCAAACCAAUCAGGAUGUUAAGCAGAUGACAAAUGAAAAUAUAAGUAAAAACGAUGACCAACAAGAUCAUUUGGAAAAUCACAACGAAAAUGUACAAGAUGAUAAUGUUCACCGUAUAAAUAAUGAUUUAUCUAAUCCAUUUAAUGAUCAAAUUCAAAUAUGGGAAAAUUGUAACGAUUUAUUUGGUUAACAAAAUAAAAAAAUAUUAUUAACAAUAAUUGUAAACAAUUUUGAAAUGAUAUAAUUGUAUUGUAAAAAAAAUAAAUAAAAAAAAAAAAAACGAGGUCCUAUUUUACACUUUACCAG